This is a messenger RNA of Heterocephalus glaber (naked mole-rat), 4220 nucleotides long. Lineage: Eukaryota; Metazoa; Chordata; Mammalia; Rodentia; Bathyergidae. The record is from RefSeq and is a predicted model, not a curated record.
GCUGAUAGAGACCUUCUUUGCCGCAGUCUGCUCUCCACUCAGCUUGUGGGCCUGCAGUAUGCUUGGCGUAGCUUUAGGUUUAGAAAGGCCAGUUUGUGGGCUUAACCUCCAGCAAAGACAGGUGCCUGGCUAGCAGCUCUGUGGCACUUAUCAGGUUGUGGAUUUAUGAAGGGAGGGUGACGGGCCAGGAGAAAAAAAGGUAGCUGAAUAAUCAAGGAGGGUCUCUCCAAGGAGAUGAGAUGGGUAGGGCCUGGAGUGCCAUGAAGGAGCGGUGACAGGACCUGGGUGACCUGCGGACCCAGGAGGAUUGGGUGUGAUUCCCACUUGAUGGUGGCGAGACCCUUGAACCUGCAUGGACUCCCCUAAUUGGAAGUGUGGAAGCCAGACUAUACUCUGUCUAUAGCACCUCCUGCAUGUCCGGCUGUUCUGAGCUGUCUCAAGGUAGGUGACAGUGUGUCACACUGCCACCAUGAAUGAGGUGUCUGUCAUCAAAGAAGGCUGGCUCCACAAGCGCGGGGAAUAUAUCAAGACGUGGAGGCCCCGGUACUUCCUGCUGAAGAGUGAUGGCUCCUUCAUUGGGUAUAAGGAGAGACCUGAGGCUCCUGACCAGACUUUACCUCCCUUAAACAACUUUUCUGUAGCAGAAUGCCAGCUGAUGAAGACCGAGAGGCCACGGCCUAACACCUUUGUCAUACGCUGCCUGCAGUGGACCACGGUCAUUGAGAGGACCUUCCAUGUAGACUCUCCAGAUGAGAGGGAGGAGUGGAUGCGGGCCAUCCAGAUGGUCGCCAACAGCCUCAAGCAGCGAGUCCCUGGUGAGGAUCCCAUGGACUACAAAUGUGGCUCCCCAAGUGACUCUUCCACGGCUGAGGAGAUGGAAGUGGCAGUCAGCAAGGCACGGGCCAAAGUGACCAUGAAUGACUUUGAUUAUCUCAAACUCCUCGGCAAGGGCACCUUUGGCAAAGUCAUCCUAGUGCGAGAAAAGGCCACUGGCCGCUACUAUGCCAUGAAGAUCCUGCGGAAGGAAGUCAUCAUUGCCAAGGAUGAAGUCGCCCACACAGUCACCGAGAGUCGAGUCCUCCAGAACACCAGGCACCCCUUCCUCACUGCACUGAAGUAUGCCUUCCAGACCCAUGACCGCCUGUGCUUCGUGAUGGAGUAUGCCAAUGGCGGGGAGCUCUUCUUCCACCUGUCCCGGGAACGAGUCUUCACGGAGGACCGGGCACGGUUUUAUGGUGCAGAGAUUGUCUCGGCUCUCGAGUACUUGCACUCACGGGACGUGGUGUACCGAGACAUCAAGCUGGAAAACCUCAUGCUGGACAAAGAUGGCCACAUCAAGAUUACUGACUUUGGCCUGUGCAAAGAGGGCAUCAGUGAUGGGGCCACCAUGAAAACCUUCUGUGGGACCCCGGAGUACCUGGCGCCUGAGGUACUGGAGGACAACGACUACGGCCGUGCAGUGGACUGGUGGGGACUGGGCGUGGUCAUGUAUGAGAUGAUGUGUGGUCGCCUGCCCUUCUACAACCAGGACCAUGAGCGCCUCUUCGAGCUUAUCCUCAUGGAGGAAAUCCGUUUCCCUCGCACACUUGGCCCUGAGGCCAAGUCCCUGCUGGCCGGGCUGCUGAAGAAGGACCCCAAGCAGAGGCUCGGUGGGGGGCCCAGUGACGCCAAGGAGGUCAUGGAGCACAGGUUCUUCCUCAGCAUCAACUGGCAAGAUGUGGUACAAAAGAAGCUGCUGCCGCCCUUCAAACCUCAGGUCACUUCUGAGGUUGACACGAGGUACUUUGAUGAUGAGUUCACUGCCCAGUCCAUCACAAUCACACCCCCGGACCGCUAUGACAGCCUGGGCUCGCUGGAGCUGGACCAGCGGACGCACUUCCCCCAGUUCUCUUAUUCGGCCAGCAUCCGUGAGUGAGCAGCCUUCCAUCACCACAGGACACACCCACGGUCGCCGUCCACCGCCUGGGUGGCUUUUUAAAAAAAACUUUUUAUUUUGCCUUUUUGGGUUUGUGUUCCCAUCCCUUACCCCCUCCCAUUUUCCAGUCUCUCCUUCAGUCCUUGCCUGUUCCCCUAGUGCGCUCUCACAGCCUUCACCACCAGCCUCCCCUUUGUGUCCGGACCAGUGUUGGAGGACUGUCCACCUCCCGCCCCAGGAUGGGCUACUGGGAGGAUGGAGAGAUUCAGGUUUUUAAUCAACACCAGCCCCAGUGGGGGCAAAACGUGGAGCUGUGGGGCUGGCUUGGAUUUCAGGCUGAGCACCCAUGGGCGGCUGCCUACGCUGCUGCUUCUGGAUGGAGGCUGCUUCCGGACGGCCCCAGGAGACAGUGUCCAUGGCCUUCCGCUUCCUAUCGCCUGGCUCAAGGGCCUCAGUUCACCAGUGCCACCCCACUGGGGGCAAAAAAAGCAAUAAUGUCCAGGGACAGGCAGGGGGCCUUUGGAAGCUAUGGGCAUCUCUGGUACGCACUGGGAUGGGGGAGCCUCUGAAAACAGGGUCUCAGGCCCCCUCACUCCCUCCUGGUCUCCAGGGCCCACGUUCCGAAGCCUUAAGGUGAACAUGAGCGAGAGUCUAUAUCUGUGCUGUGGGCACAUGUGUAUGUGCCGUGGACUGAGUCGUGGGCAUCCCUGCUUCUGGGAUGCAGACACACAUGGCUGUGUGUGCACGUGUGUGAGGGCAGCGUGUCCAAGCCCUCGAGUGUGUGUGGUGUGUGUGGGCUCGGGCCCCACCUUGGCCCGGGUGCUUCAUCCUGUUGGGGGGGAGUGGGCGCCUGGACCCACUUGCUGCCCUGCCCCCUCCCCCUCUCCUCAAUGUCUUGGGGUGUUUGGAAUUUAGUUUUUGUGAUUUUGAUCUCCCUGUCCCACCUCCCCAGUUCUCAGAAAGGCAUGUGGGGGGUAGGGGUGGUUUGGGUCUGGGGGCUCCUUUUUCCUUUCUGUGUGUGUAUGUGGUUUAUCUGACAACUCUUUCCACUCCCCACCGGCCUUAUUCCCUGUAUUUGUUCGGUACAAGCAAUAAAGACACUCAUUUGAGAACAGGGCCAGCCUGCACUUACGCCAGCCCCUGCCUGGCCUUGCCAUGGUUCUGGAGUCCACCGGGGGCACCAGCACCGUCCAGCCUCUCCCUUGUUCUGUUCUGAGGGCCCUGCUGAGCCAAGGGGAGGGAGCAGGGGAGGUGGGCAGGCAGGGUCUGGGCCCAGGCUGAAGAGUGCGAGGUUGUGAGGUGGAAACUGCUGGGAGUUCAGGAAGGUUCCUCAGGCCUAGGCCAGAGACCAUUCCAGGGUCACAGAUGCUGCUCAGGCUGGAGGAGCCAGGUGGAGGGGCAGGCGGGUUGGGUGGCCCCUAAUGAGGGUGUGUGUGGUGGUGAGGCCCUGGAGCUGAGCGAGAGGGCAUGGCUCUUCUCACGUGGCCAUUGAGCCCUAGAAUGAGACUUUACUGCCGCAGCCCCCUCUACACCAGAGCCUUGAGGUCCCCGAAUCUGUGGUGUGUUGAUGGUAUUUGUGGUUGCCAUCAGCCAGGAGCACUUGAGCCUUUGGUUAUGGCUGCUCCCAGCUGUGGGUCUGACCACCAUGCCCCUUUAGCUGGAGGUUGGGACUGCCAUCCUCAUGUCCCCAUGUCCCCAUCUCCCCAUCUCCCCAUCUCUCCAUCUCCCCAUCUCCUUGCCUGGGUCACGGAGCCGAGCCAUCUGGCCGCAGUGGGUUCAUGCUCUCCCAGGCCCAGAGAUCAUAUCAGGAAGAGAGCCUGGCAGAGUUGAAUCCUUUGCAGGUCUUGCCGGGCGUGAGGGCUUCACAGGCCCAGGGUUGGAAGUUUUAAGUGUGAGAGUCGAGGGAAAGUUGAGUCCAAUUCAUGGAAUCUGCAACAUCCACAGUGAAGGCUCUUGUGCUGCGGGUGGUGGCUGCUUUUCUAACUUUUUACGGACCUUAUUGUCUUUAUUUACUAAUGGGUGCUGUAUGCAGGGAUUCACAGAGGCCUGUAAAGAAAAGCUGUUUGCUCUUCCCUCUGGUCCCAGCCCAAGGGACCAGAGGGAUAUGGACAGUUUGCUCUCCCAUCACAGUGUGGCUCACUGAGAUCUCCCGGUGUGGGUACAUUCCUGUCUACCUCGUGCUUUUAGUCUCUCAAGCUGCAUGGGCAGGUCACUGCUUCUCUUAGUGGGACAUGUAUCCUUAGAUGUACUGGUGCUUCUUAGUUUGAGGUGAAGAGUUUUAAUAAAUUCAACCAAUUAAAAUUUA